Molecule: messenger RNA, 2448 nt
Organism: Helianthus annuus (common sunflower)
Lineage: Eukaryota; Viridiplantae; Streptophyta; Magnoliopsida; Asterales; Asteraceae
Exons: 2
Coding region: 235-1932 (565 amino acids)
Source: RefSeq, a predicted model, not a curated record
CACAUCCUCCUUCUUCUUCUUCCACCUUCUUUUCUUCAUAAAACCUUCAAUCCUUGCCCAAAUCAAGUGAGAUUUUGGUCUAAAUCGACUAAUUUUUCACAAGCUUCGUGAUUGUGAGGAGGAAUUCCAGAGAAAACGCGGUUUUGGGGUCGAAGUUUGAAACCCUAGGUUGAGAUAAUUUGGGGGUUUUGGGAUUUUUAGUUUCACAAGCAUCCUCUCAUCUUGAAACAAGGAAUGGCAAAGACAAAGGAAAAGCCGGGUUCAAGUUCAUCCUCGUCAAGAGGCAAAGGCAAGGAGAAGGAGCAGCCAUCGAAGAAGAGGCAAUAUCUUGGUAGGGUUAGUGAAAGCGAAAGCGAGGAAGAAGAAGAGAUGCAGUUAGACCCAAGAGAUAAACCGGUGUGGAAUUCGGGGUCAUUGGAUGACCAACCCGAAAUUUGGCAGCCAACUUUGUAUAACGAUUGCAUGAACAAGUUAAAGAAUAAAGCGGCCGCAUUCAUCUGUGAAAGAGAUGUUGAUGAGCCUCAGUUGGGCCAGUUCGGGGUGUAUGACAAGUUCCGUGCUUUGGGUUGGGAAGGAGCACUCAAGUGUUGGGAUAAGGAUAAGAGCAAUUUGUUUUUGACUGAGAUUCAGGAGUGGAUGGCAACGCUUAAAUGUCACAACUUCCACAGGCCAUCACAAAUGAAGUUGGUUGGGACGGUACAUGGGGUACCAGUUGAAAUGUCAUUCGAUACGUUGAAGAAGUUGGGAAAAUAUGAUAGCCUUCCAACUAGGGAGUACAUGAUUCCCACGCUUGAUGAUUUAUUGCUCAAACCUGAGAAGCACGUGACAUGGAACAGUAUGUUGGCUGAUUUGUUUUUGCCCGGUAGGUAUGGUGGCGUGUUAUACCGAAAAAAUCUGAAAAUAGAAGCCAAGCUCUUGCAUACGAUCUGUUUACUUAAUGUCAUCCCAAGGAGAGGGGAUAAAGAACAGGUGAGGUUUCCAGAGAUACCUGUUCUGUACUCAUUGAUGCACGGGUCCCCACGGUUUCCAAUCCGCUACCUGAUCAUGCACCAUUUGUGGAUAUGCCGGAACAAAUACGGGAGAGACAUUGUCCCGUACUGCCGCAUCAUAACGGGCUUAAUGAAACAGCAGAAGGCACUCACAUCUGAAGACCGCGGUUUAACGAAAAGGCACUUGCCUUUUACUUUGGAUAGGUUGGGAAACGUUUGGACGUACACUUCGUCUGAACGUUAUCACAAGCUGAAAUCGGAGGGUCAACGGUGGAGAGCGUUGAAAUUAGGUGCAAGGGAGUUGUUACCGGGAGAACCGGAUGAACCUGAAAGCGAUGAAGAGUUAAUUCCGAGUGGGGAUGAUGAUUACGCAGACGAGCCAACGGGUGGUGCAAAUGUUGGUUUUGGGGCUUUUCAUGGUGGUCAUGGUGGCACAUUUUACGACUAUGCGCAGCAACCAUAUGAGCCGGGGUGGGCUUAUAGUGGUUCAAUGCAGGAGGUGAUCGAGAGCCAACGCCCGCCGGCGGCCAUCUUUGAUACUUGGUCGGGUUCGGAGAGGUCGUUAUUUGAUCAAGGCACGCGGAAUAGCGCUAGUAUUGAGCGGGCGCUUAAACAUAGCUUCGACCGCAAUGAAUUAUGGCACCGGACCCACGCAUAUUCGCAGGAGGUGGAAAUGAAUAACCGAUAUCACGAUGAUCAGAUGAGGCGGAUGCAUGCGGAUUGGCAUGCCGGAAGGCCGGUGGCUGAGGAUCCACAACAUGUGGAUUAUGCCUCAUUGCCACCGUAUGAUGGCAGCGUUUCGUAUCCGACUCCACAACUCCACCAUUCUCAGUGGCUUGAUCCAAGAAGGCAAGAGGGAAUCAGUAGCGGAUCGUUCGGGUUUGGAGAAUGGAGCGAUAUGAUGUCGUCCAUUUUUGGGCCCCCAGGACCGCGUUAUUAUUGAUCAGGUGGUAUUCUCUCUCUUGUAUAGUUUGUAUAUAUUUGUUGGUUUAUGUUGAUUAUGGUGGGAGGAUGGGUGGUGAUUGAUCAUAUGAUUGAUUGUUGGGUUUGGUUGGUUGGUGGUGUUGUGUUUAAAAUGAAAAACAUAAAAAAAAAUUAUAAAAUGAAAAAAAAUACAAAAAAAGAAAUUUGGGGUUUGAGAUGAGAAGCUUCUUGUGGAUGUUGAUUGAAGUAGUGAUCAAAACCUCCCAGACCAUACAUUGGGGACAAUGUAUCCCAAGUGUGGGGAUGGGGGGAAUUUUUUGAAGAUUUUUGAAAAAAAAUUUUAAGCCGAGCAAAACAAUGAGAAAUCUUGUCGCCCCAAUUUAUCCCCAAGUCAAUACACCGGCAACCCUUAUUACCCUUUUCAUUCUUGGUAAGAGUUGUAGCCACACGUGUAUAUAAAUAAUCUUUGAUGAGAGUGGCUACGGGUGGGGGUGUGUUAGAACUUGUGCUUGAAUGCAAUUUGAAUCUUUGUUAG